Molecule: messenger RNA, 1187 nt
Organism: Haliotis rufescens (red abalone)
Lineage: Eukaryota; Metazoa; Mollusca; Gastropoda; Lepetellida; Haliotidae
Product: semaphorin-5A-like
Exons: 5
Coding region: 151-906 (251 amino acids)
Source: RefSeq, a predicted model, not a curated record
GUCCUGAAUAGCCAGAGCGUUUCUAACAGUCAACAACUCGAAUAAUCCUUACCUUACAUUAGAAUAAACGAAGGACGACUGGGAAGUCAGCGCUAGGAGGAUAAGAUGUGUAUUUCCUGUACCAUAUAAACACACUGUAUCUUAUCGAAGAUGCGAGACACACUACGACGAGUGUUAUUCAACUUGGCUCUUUUGACAGUGAUUCAGAUCUCCUCUUCUCAAGUUCACGGCAAUGUCAGUAUGUGGUCAACUUGGAGUCCAUACUCUUCUUGUUCGUGUGGCAUAACUUGGAAAUUAAGAACAAGAAUUAGAACCUGCACCAAUUAUCGUCCAGCAUUAGGAGGAACGUUUUGUUCCGAGCGUCUGUUUGAGAUAGAAUCGGGAAGCUGUGCUUUCGUGCCAUGUCCAGGUGAAGAUUGGCUGUCUGAGUGGUCAGCCUGGAGCUGUCCACACUGUACGGCUACCUGUAGAGGAGUUGUUGGAACAGUCACAAGGAACAGAACAUGCAUCAAGGCAGACAAUACCAGCAUCGGCUGUACAGCAAAUCUAACCGACAGUGAAACGCGGGGUUUUGGUCCAAGUAAAUGUCCAGUGUCGCCUAUAGAGAGUGGUGUCAUCGGGGGAGCGGUAGGAAUUGCUUUAACGUUGUUGCUGAUUGGUGGACUGGCCACAUGUCUGCUACGAACGGGAAGAUUGACAUGGAGAUCAUCUGCGUGCACAGAUUCUGCAGACGGGAGACACACGACCGAUACAGGUGACACUGGGGAGAUUCAUGCACAUGCGCAUAUGUCGGGCGUUACUAGUCACGACUACGCUGAACUGAAUGACUUCACAAGAGUGAGAGAUCAGAUGCCAACGUAUGAAGUCAUUAAAAGGAAAUCAAAACUGAGAAAAACACAUUAUUGAUCAUGUCUGCCCCCUGCUGUCAUGUAAAGAAGAACACGUUAUUCCCGCAUGGAUAUACACACACACAUGGCACAAUGACAAAUCUUUGUAUGUGACAUUUUGACUUGAAAACAUAAUGUGGUAUGCAUAAUGAAAUGUAAGGAUAUGAUUCCAACAAAUCACUUCAACAAAAGAUUUGUUUGUUUGUUUGUCUGUUGUUUAACGCCUCACUCAGCAAUAUUCCAGCUUUAUGACGGCGGUCUGUAAAUAAUCGAGUCUGGACCAGACAAUCAAGUGAUUGA